Pseudogymnoascus verrucosus is the source of this 2523-nucleotide messenger RNA. RefSeq lists its product as uncharacterized. The record is from RefSeq and is a predicted model, not a curated record. The transcript is spliced from 7 exons. Lineage: Eukaryota; Fungi; Ascomycota; Leotiomycetes; Thelebolales; Thelebolaceae. Gene Ontology annotation, cellular component: cytoplasm; nucleus. The coding region runs from base 338 to 2152 and encodes 604 amino acids. Gene Ontology annotation, molecular function: ATP binding; protein serine/threonine kinase activity; RNA binding. Gene Ontology annotation, biological process: mitotic DNA damage checkpoint signaling; protein phosphorylation.
CUCAAAUAGCGAAUUCAUGCCAUUCUUUCCCCCAAAAAGUCUAGUUUAGGACCUGACUCCUUGUUUGUUCUUCUUGGAAUCAACCAUACCGCCGAAAGAGUUUAUAUUCGCGACAUCCAACAAUCAGUAACGAUGGAUAUAAUGCGGCACUUUAAGCAGUCAAUCUAAGUUAAUCUUUCCUCGUCCAUGCACUUCAAAGAGGAAAAUAGUCACCGGCCUUUUCAAGUUCAUUUUCCUUGGAAAACAUCUUUUCGGAACUCUCAAUGCAUCGAGGCACAGACACACAGGCACCAUAUUCACAGUUAUAUAUCUCAACAUACAAAAGGUUGAGCAUGAUAUGAUAAUGGAGGACACUUCAGACCUCGUCGCAGCUCUGAGGUUGGACGCAGAAUUUAUUGCUGGAGGCGUUAAGCACAUGCGACGCGUCCCUAAGAAGAAAUCUGGAGAAACUCUCGCCCGAAUUGAGGAAGAGUCAUCGAUGGAAACCGAGGAAAACUUAUUCAUUGAUAUUGAAGAAAUAUGGGAUAUUGAACCUGGUUCGAUCAUCGGCCAAGGCUCCUUCGGAAUUGUGAGGUUUGAGCGACGUCGACCACUGAUCUCGGACCCAACCCAGUCUUCCCAAAACCAAGUUCGAGCAGUGAAGGAGAUCAGAAAAUUAAGCACCCCAGAUUAUAUGAAAGAAGUUCAGGCCGUUGCAAACUUUUCACAGGCUCAAUAUGAGCACUUUUUUAUUCAAAGCUAUGGAUGGUUUGAAAAUACAGAGUCUGUAUUUAUCACGAUGGAGUACUGUCGACUUGGAGAUUUAGCACGUAUUAGAAAUCGUGAGGGACCCUUUCCUGAGAAAACAACCGGGCUUGUUGCGCGACAGGUUCUUGAGGGGAUAAAAUUCAUGCACGAGAUCAACUUUGCUCAUAGGGAUUUGAAGCCAGGGAACAUCCUAGUAGUAUCCACAUCCCCCUGGCUUGUCAAAAUUGCGGACUUUGGCAUUAGCAAGCAAUGUCACGAAGGAACGCAGUUGCAAACACAGCUCGGUACCACCGAAUACAUGGCACCCGAGCUGAAAGGUCACUUUAGAAGUAGCCACAGUAUUUCUGUGUAUUCAAUAUCUGUCGAUAUUUGGGCCAUUGGGGUGAUCACAAUGGAACUACUGCUAACCCAUCCGUUCCUCUAUAGCUCUGAUCAAGAAGAUUAUACCCGAGGGAUCAAACCGCUCAGGUUUGACGAACCACCGGGCAUGAACAUCUCAAAACCUUGUCAAGAUUUCAUCAAACUCUUGUUAAUCCCAAAUCCGAUACAUCGACCAACAGCAGAGGCAGCUAUUUCACAUUCAUGGUUUGCGGAUGUGGGGCUUCUUCUGGAACGAGAGAAUUUGCUCUCUGUUCAGGAUGAAGUCAUUCCAUCCCAACGCCAUGAUAUUGACGCAUCUUCACCCAUGCCAUUACUAUCUUGGUCGACCUUUGGAAACCUGCGGCUUACAAGCGGUUCUCGUAGUAGUACGAGCGGUUCUCGUAGUACAAGAGGCAGCCAGAGCACACAAGGCUCUCGCAGUUCACAGGGCACGCAGAGUUCAACUAGUACUCUAGGUACGGAUAAUACUGUCAUUGACACUUAUGAAGGCCGGCCUUUCGACCCCAGUCUUCUAGCAUUAUCAUUUCGAGAUCUUUCGUUUGACAAGACUAAGUACUUUGUCCUGCGGUCAGACAAUGAAACAGAUAUGGAAACCAGCUUUGCACUUGGGCAGUGGUCCGCUAUGAAAGAUGCGAAUACGAGACUCGACAACGGUUACAGGAGGUCUGGUGGCAACGUCAUAAUUUUCUUUUCAAUAGUUAGAAGUCAAAAGUUCUGCGGCGUUGCUAGAAUGACGAGUCCCAUGGAUUGGGACACCACAAGCGAAGAUUGGUUGCCCAGAGAAGAUGGGAGAGAGUACCAAGGGCAAUUCACCAUUGAAUGGCUAUGCCUGAAUGAGUUACCGUUUGCAGGUAUAAGAAACGUCCCGGCGUAUUUAGGGAAAGGACGCCGCGCGGUAGCGGUCAUGGAUGGGACGGCUAUAUGUCCCGAGUCGGGGUAUGAACUGUUGAGGGCGUACUCGGAAGAAGAUCGGCGAUCACCGUGCUUGUUGGAGAGACGGCGGAUCGAAGGCGUUGGUGCGUAGAUCGCGCUUUCACAUCUGACCUUUGCUGUCGGCUGCGCUAUGGUAGAUAGACGUUAAGGACAGAGUGAAUCUUCAAAAUCACCAGGGACUAAAUGAAUAAAUCCCCGAAAAAGCAGUAAUAAUCCAAUCUACUACUACAACCCGCACUCGAUAGAAGCACUAAGUCUGCCAAGAAACUCAGGGGGGCCCUCUUCGGUUGACGGUUUCAGACCAGACCAGAUCACGGUCGGGUCUAUGAGUUUGGGAUCAGACCGAUACAUGGUCAGUCUGGGGAUCGGUCCCCGUCUAUUUCAGCAAACUUGCCGUGGAAAGGGUCAUCAUGUCAGUAGAAGUCACAGCCAUUUAUUAAAACAUUCAUAUGAAGUGAAAAU